CUUUCCCAGCUUCCCUUUCACUUCCUGCUUUCUGUCCACGGCUUGUUUUGAGGCUAGUUCGCUGUGGAUGAAUCCCAUGGUUCCGUCAUCAGCAUGAAAUAAAUUCCAGGUGGAGUUGGUGAAAACUUAAAAGCGACCGCUUUUUUUAUUUGUGAUUAUUGAACGUAAAAAUUAAUAUAAAUGUGAGUGAUUUUCAAGUGAAGGUACUACCUGGCACAACAACAAUGCAGUUCUCUCCCACCAAUGGAGAUUUUACCUUCGUCUCCUCGACUGACGCGGAAGAGCUUAGUGGAACAAUUGAAGCGCCCGAUGUCAAACUCAACAUGGGUGCGGACUCCGGUAAAGAUGCAUAUGCGACCACGUUCCUGAGACAGCGUGGUUAUGGCUGGCUGCUGGAAGUUGAGGAAGAUGAUCCGGAAGACAACAAGCCCUUGUUAGAGGAGCUUGACAUUGACCUGAAGGACAUCUACUACAAGAUCCGAUGUGUUCUGAUGCCAAUGCCUUCUCUGGGGUUCAACCGACAAGUUGUGCGCGAUAACCCCGACUUCUGGGGGCCCCUGGCCGUCGUGCUGCUGUUCUCCAUGAUCUCCAUCUACGGCCAGUUCAGGGUGGUAUCUUGGAUUAUCACCAUUUGGAUAUUUGGUUCUCUGACAAUCUUUCUGCUGGCACGAGUUCUUGGUGGGGAAGUUUCAUAUGGACAAGUUCUUGGAGUGAUUGGAUAUUCUUUGCUUCCUCUCAUUGUCAUAGCUCCCUUGCUUUUGGUAAUAAAGGCUUUUGAAGUUGCCUCUACACUAUUCAAGCUUUUUGGAGUGUUCUGGGCUGCUUACAGUGCGGCCUCUCUGCUGGUGGGGGAUGAAUUCAAAACGAAGAAACCACUCCUCAUAUACCCCAUUUUUCUUCUAUACAUUUACUUCCUGUCUCUCUAUACUGGCGUCUGAUUGGACAGCAGAAUGGUCUGGAACUCUAAGUGGACAUUGGCAGUUAGAACCAUAAUGAAGGACACAAGAAGAUCCACACCACCUACAAAAGGAAAUAUAUAGAUUUUUUUAUACCUGUUUUAUGAUCAUGAUUAACAAGAGGUCAUAUAGUGUAUGUGAAGUCAAUGUAAUUAAAUUUAGCCAUGACCUUUGUAUUCAGUGCACCAUCAAACUAGGAUUUAUUUAAAAGCCCCUUAGUUUUCAGCUUUUCUCAAACUGCUUGCCCUUGCAGUUUGCCUCCUGAAAAGAACAGUACUCUGUUGUUUUGUUACGAUGCUGAUGUGUUCACAGGUAUAAUCGGGCAAAGCAGAAACCGAAAGUGGCCAUUUUAAACUCUUGUUUUUACUAGGUUAUCCUCAUUUGGAGCGUGGUGCCAAAUGUUUCAUUGUGGAUUUAUCACCUUUUUACCAAGAGAAAUAAGGAAGAAUACCAGAAUUUUUGAACUUUUUUUUUUUUUUUUUUGAGGGAAGAGGAGUUUGAGAGUUGUAAUAAUUGUGAUAUACGUUUCAUUAUUUGUUUCCUUUUUCAGCAUCCUGACACUAUCUUACUCUUAAUUUAUGAAUUCCAGCCUGGGUUAGAAAUAGGCAGUUCAAGUUGAAAAUAAACAUUGUCUACUAAA
Anguilla anguilla (European eel) is the source of this 1596-nucleotide messenger RNA. RefSeq names its product Yip1 domain family, member 4 (gene yipf4). Gene Ontology annotation, cellular component: membrane; trans-Golgi network. Bases 225 to 938 code for a protein of 237 amino acids. Lineage: Eukaryota; Metazoa; Chordata; Actinopteri; Anguilliformes; Anguillidae. The record is from RefSeq and is a predicted model, not a curated record. The transcript is spliced from 6 exons. Gene Ontology annotation, biological process: endoplasmic reticulum to Golgi vesicle-mediated transport; vesicle fusion with Golgi apparatus.